This is a messenger RNA of Purpureocillium takamizusanense, 2335 nucleotides long. RefSeq lists its product as uncharacterized. Gene Ontology annotation, cellular component: nucleus. Gene Ontology annotation, biological process: box C/D snoRNP assembly. Lineage: Eukaryota; Fungi; Ascomycota; Sordariomycetes; Hypocreales; Ophiocordycipitaceae. The coding region runs from base 253 to 2136 and encodes 627 amino acids. The record is from RefSeq and is a predicted model, not a curated record. The transcript has 2 exons. Gene Ontology annotation, molecular function: RNA binding; metal ion binding.
UCACGGCGUGUCGCCCCUUCGAGUUUGUGUCUUUCGUCAACGGCCGUAUCGACUUGUCAUUUCUGUCCCCUCGCCUGCCUUUGUCUUUUUGGUCGUAUGUCGCCUUUUGCUUGACCGAAUAACAUCACCGACCGCCUCUUAAGCCCAAGAGCACCCAGACAAAGUCAGACCGCCGUUGUUCGGUUCGAAUUUUAUACCCGCAGGCAAGUGUUCUGCUGCGACUCUCAACGGGCUCGAGCCGAGACAGAAACAAUGUCUGGCUACGGCUAUGCUCCGCCACCGCCUCCUCCGUCCACCUCGGGCGGCCAUCAUGCGUAUGCGCAACCGACGCCAUCCUACGCUCACCACCGGGGAGGGGGCCCAUCUGGUGGUCGCGGUCGCGGGGGUCAGUACUCCCGGGGCAGAGGCGACUAUCAGGCCGCCGCCGCGGCGGUCCCAACUCAUUACGAGUACCCUCCGCAGCCGUAUGCGGCCCAUGGCAUGACCGCAUACGGCGCGUCGUCCGCAGCAGCCAACUAUCACCAACCUCAUCCACAGCAGUGGGCUCCGGAACACGCUCACGCCCCCCCUCCGCAGAACGCUCAUCCCCAUGCUCCCUCACCCAUCUCCCCAUCAAAUUACCAUCCGAACUACGCUCCUCAGUCAUAUGCCCCCACCCAAUACUCCCAGCAGCCUGCCUACGGCGCGCCGCAGCAGUAUGGUCACCCGUAUCAGGCUGCUCCUCCCCAGCCGGCCGCGUCUCACUGGGGCCAUCAAGGCUCGCCCCAGCAGGGGCACUAUUCUAACAACAGAGGUCGAGGCGGCUACAGCGACAGGGGUGUUUCCAAGCAUUCGCACAUGGGAGCUCCAGUCCGGCAGGCCUACGACCACGAGCCAGUGGCGCCAGUGUACGGCCAGCCAUACCCGCAUGAUCCUCGCGCUGCCCACUAUCCCCCAGCCCAGUAUCCAUACUCGGGGCCACCGCCUCCUCCUCCCGCGCCUGUCCAUCACCAGGACAGCCACCACGGUGGUCAGUACCAUCGUCGCGGCCGAGGUGGAGGGCACAGAGACGGCGUUCGCGGGCGUGGUGGUCACCAUCACGGCGGCGGGGACAAGGCUCGCCACCAUCACGGUCAGCAAAAGCAGAAUCACCAGAACCACGGCAACGAUGCCAAGGUCAAGGUCGAUACGCAGUCGGCUGGCAAGAAGAAGAAGCGCAAGACCAACACACUAGGUUUGACCCCCGGCAUGGAGUCUGAGUCGGAAGACGACGAAGGAGAGGAGAAGGCUCUCGUAGAUCUUAUUGGCGCCGAGACCCUGCAAAUUUCCGACGUUGCCGCUUUCUUGGCCGAACGUCGCAAGAAUUACCCCACGCGCGCGCGAGUGGAGGCCAAGAAAGCUGCCGAUGUGGCACGAAAGGAUGAGGACAAGGCUGCCUCUCUGGAAAAGCAAGCCGACAAGUUACGGAAGCAGCUUCGCAAGGUCGAGUCUUCUAUCAAGCGAAAGCGUGAGCAAGGCGAUGAGGGAGAUGAGAUGCGGGACGUGUCUCCAGAUUCGUCGGAUGACGAGAAGCCCGAAGUCAUGUCUUCUCGUACCGAGUCCGCCGCGCCGCCUCCUCCACCUCCGGCCAAGAAGGCUGAUAUCUCGAAACACUGCAAGUAUUACGCCACCGGUGGAACGUGUGGAAAGAAGGGCAAGUGCCGCUUCGUUCACGAUCCUGAAGUGAGAGAAGCAGCCAUGAAAGAACGCGAGGCCAACGAUGGCCGCAUGACCAUUCAGCAACGCUUGAUUCUCAACGAUAAGGAGCAAGAAGAUUUGACCAUUUUGCAGUCCAUCCAGUACCUGCGCGAAAAGGGAGCCAUGAAGGCUAUCCCCAAGGGCCAAGGAAGCGCCGACGCCAUGGACGUGGACGUGAAAGAAGACAAGGACAAGAACAAGAAGCCCAACGGAUCGAGUCUCCUGCCGGCUGCCCCAGCAUCGUUGCCCGAACCCCCCAUCAAGAAAGAGGCCAACUCGAGUCGCCGUCAUCCGCCGCCGUCAGCCAUCCCAGCUGCGAAGGUGGUCAGUAGCCAAGGGGCUGAGCACUACCAGGGCUGGCUUCUGCAGCCAUAUGGCAGCGGGAACGGCAAGCAGUCUGGAAGCGACGAUCUCCCUUGAAACGAACGGGAUAGGAAGAGGUACGAGAGCGUUCGUGUCGAGGGCAAUGAAAUCUGCUCAGUAGCAGGCCAUGUGCAUAAAUUUUGGAGCGAGAUCGUGGGAAGGAGUCUUUUAUGCGGGUAUUAAGAUUGCUGUUAAGUUUCUUUCUGUUCGGGGCAGCAGCUAUAUUGCUGAUUGAGGCAUAGUUCAUGGUAAUGAC